Molecule: messenger RNA, 768 nt
Organism: Aureobasidium subglaciale EXF-2481
Lineage: Eukaryota; Fungi; Ascomycota; Dothideomycetes; Dothideales; Saccotheciaceae
Exons: 2
Coding region: 1-768 (255 amino acids)
Biological process (GO): regulation of transcription by RNA polymerase II
Cellular component (GO): nucleus
Source: RefSeq, a predicted model, not a curated record
AUGGACGGCUUCAACUACCCCAACCGACUUGUCCACCAACAAUACACAGAGUCCUUUGGCUCACCAGUACUACUCUGCUCGAGUCCGGACAACCAGAUCAUCGACCACUGCUACCCAGAGGAGUAUCAGCCUAUGUUCAACACCUGCCAAUCACCUCUGUUCCGAUCCAUGCAACCCAUGCUUCCGACUCAGCAUGAACAUCUCUCUGGACAAUGCACACCCACAUGGCCAGACUCAUACCCUUACCAGCCUGUCUUUAUGGACUACAAGGAUCCCUACAACUUUGGCGUCGUCCGCUCGAGUCCUUCUCUCCUUCCCUCCAUCGAGCAGACAUGUUUGAGCCGACCAGUCUCAAGAGCACCCUCGUUCAGAUCAGACACAAGCUCUUCAUGGGUGAGCUGCCCUAGAAGCAACCCAUCUCGCUCCUCCUCGCCCAACGCUGGAGAGAUGUCCAAGUACGGCGCUCCCAGCGAGGACGGCACGUGGAGAUGUGCUUACCCUGGAUGCACAUCCAAGUCCGUCUUCCGCCGAGGUUGCGAUCUGCGCAAGCAUUAUCGCAGACACACGAAGACCCUCUUCUGUCGCCAUAUCGGCUGCCGAUCCGCUAGCGAGGGAGGUUUCUCAAGCGAGAAAGACCGAGCACGCCAUGAGGCUAAGCAUGAUCCCAAGAUCGUUUGCGAAUGGGACGGCUGCAGUAGAGUGUUCAGCAGAGUGGACAACAUGAGAGAUCACGUACGCCGCAUUCACCGUCGCAAGCUUGUCAAAUGA